AUGGUGGUGGUGGGGGGCGGCAGCGGGAAUGCGUGGGCGAAGGAGAUGACCCUCCGCCGGAGGAUGGCCAGCAUAUUCAACAAGACGCUGGAGCACUUCCCGUCGCUGAAAGACUACAACGAUUACCUGGAGGAGGUGGAGGAUAUGACAUUCAACCUCAUCGAAGGAAUCGACGUCGAGGCGAUCGAGGCUAGGAUUGCCAGGUAUCAGCAGGAAAAUGCUGAGCAGAUAUACUUGUCGCGAGCUAAAAGGGCUGAAGAUCUUGCCGCGGCGCUUAAAGCAAGCAGAAUGGUCACUGUGAAGGCUGGCCCGAGUGAUACGGCGGCUGGAACCUCCCAAGGUAUUAGUGGUGGAGCAGGAGUUCAAGGCCAGUAUGCACCUGCCGCCGUUCCUGGUGGGUUGAAUCAGCCUCGUCCGACUGGUAACGCCCCGCAGCCAAUCGGUGGUUCAUCCGAUCCUCUACAUGGAUAUGAUGAGGAGACCAUGCGACUACGUGCGGAGAGAGGAGCUCGGGCAGGUGGUUGGACUGCUGAGUUGGGCAGGCGAAGAGCACUGGAGGAGGCAUUUAACAGCAUAUUCGUAUAA
This is a messenger RNA of Triticum turgidum subsp. durum (durum wheat), 585 nucleotides long. The record is from the annotation of a GenBank genome assembly. Lineage: Eukaryota; Viridiplantae; Streptophyta; Magnoliopsida; Poales; Poaceae.